GAGCAGCGUUCGUCAGCCGGUCGCGGAGGUCUGAUCCGCCCUCAGUUUGCGCCCUAAAACCGUCACGUCAGGCGUCCCUGCGCAGCCCUGCGGCCGCUCCGGUGCAGGAUCAUCCCGCUGUGCCUCCUUUCAGCACUCAGGAAGUCCGGUUUGAUGUCGGCGCCGGUCCUCUCUCCAUGGCCGUAUGGACCCGUCAGUCUGGUCUGUGGACUCCUCCUGCUGGCCUCCUCACCGCUCCUCACUGCAGGCAAAAUGAGCAACUGCACUCACCCACUGGUGCCAGAACACGGAGGUUUCCGCUGCGAUCCAUCUCCAUGCCAAGGAUUCCCUCAGAAGACCACCAUCCGUCUCUUCUGUGAGUCGGGAUACCAGCUGAGGACACCGUCGUUCUCCAGGUGCCGCCACGGGAAGUGGCAGCCUCCCAUAUCUGCCUGUGUCCCCAUCAAAGGAAAUCCUAUCCCAAAAUCCGAUGAUUCGAUGCCCAGCAUGGCUACGACCGCAGUGGGUGUGUCCAUCUUCCUGCUCACCACCACCGCCUGCCUGGUCCUCAAGUCCCGCCUCUACCCCUGUCAAUCACACAGCCGCCGCUCCUCGGACCAGCUGGACCUGAUGGUGGACGGGCUUCCCAUCUCCCUCCCCUCCUAUGAGGAGGCGGUGUACGGCAGCUGGGGGCAGCGCAUCCCCACCUGCUCGGCCCCCGGACCCACGCAGCUCCUCUUGGCUCAGGAGGCCCCCGGCUGUCAGCAGUCCUCUCCCGGCAGCCAGUCGGACGGCAGCCAUCGUCCCCUCCUGUCGGGCCGAAGCCCCGACAACCCUCCGCCGCCUUACGAAGCGGUCCAGUCUCCGGAUCCCAGAGACAGGAUGAAUGACGGGGACGUCCGGCAGCUGCACGUUGCACUUUCAGAUGAUAAGGACACUUGAUGGAGACGCUCACAUGUCACUGAAGCAGUUUGUGACUCUGCCAGCUCAAACAGAAAGCAGGAGGUGGCCGACUCCUGACCUGCCUGCACUUUUCCUGGUGGGCGUACCAGCAUCAGGACCAGCCACAUGCUCUUUUAGACGAUAAGCUCUGAUUGGACAGUUUAUGGGUCACAAAGACCCCUGAAGAGGACUAAAGUGCAUUUAUAAAUGAAAUGUUGAUUUCAUAGUGUGUAGUGUGAAUGUAUGUGGCACAGGGAGGGGUUUAAUGCACAGAGGUGUGUGUGUGUGUGUGUGUGUGUUUUCAGUGUGGUUCUGGAGACGUCCUCUACCUUCUCCCCUCAGUGAUGGGGCUCAUCGAGGCUUCGUUUGUGAAGUCAGUGGCGUGUUGUCUCUUUUCUCUUUUGCACAGCGUUUCUGUUCGAGUCCAGACGGGCGGAGCUGCACGGGGUGCUGCUCCGAAGCAGGGACCCCCGGGGAGGGGGGGCGGAUGCUGAUUUUUAUUUUUGAAUAAAAUGUUGAUGUGCAGCAGAUAUUUAGGGAAAAUGCUUGGAAACCAAAUGCUCUGUUCCUCCUGUGUUCACUCAGCGCUGAAAAUAUUUAAUAUUUAAUCACUUUGAAUCCUCAGUUAAAAGAAUAUAUUGAUUUUCUGAUUGAGUAGAUUUAUGUAGACACUUUUUUUUAUUUCCAUUUAAAAAGAUUUUCGGUGCAAACCUCUGAGCGAACCUCGCCGGGUUCCUCGAGUGACUGACGCCUUCUGACCUUGAAUGUAUUUCAUGUUUUUAUUUGUGCCUGCAGAUCUAAACUAAUAUAUGAAUUGUAAUAUAUACAAAAAUGAUUAUUUCUAUAUUGUAUUAUUGCACAGAGUUAUAUGAU
Messenger RNA from Archocentrus centrarchus (flier cichlid), 1794 nucleotides. Its product is annotated as sushi domain-containing protein 6. NCBI's taxonomy places the organism in Eukaryota, Metazoa, Chordata, Actinopteri, Cichliformes, Cichlidae. Gene Ontology annotation, biological process: DNA damage response. The coding region runs from base 154 to 921 and encodes 255 amino acids. The transcript has 5 exons. The record is from RefSeq and is a predicted model, not a curated record.